UUUUGUUGUUCAAUGAAUGUAAAUGCUUCAAAACUAGCUUCGUUCACAGUUCACAGUAGUCUGUUUUUUGCUCUCAAACGUAAAGUUUUGGUUAUAACUCGUCGGCAUAGGCCGGCAAUAUUAGUUUUAUGUUAGUAUAGGUUUUUAAUACUGGAUAUCGUCAAACCAUGAAAUAUAUUUUAGUGCUGUCUUUGGGACUUCUCCUUUUGGGAUGGAGCCAGGCGCAAGAAGAAGGCGGCGGCGCGGACCAGCCGACGGCUGACGUCGACCUCGGCGCGUCCCGCGAGGGCUCACGCACAGAUGCGGAGGCGGUGGCGCGCGAGGAGGAAGCCAUCUCGCCCGACGGACUAAGCGUGGCGCAGCUGCGGGAGCUGCGCGAGCGCGCGCAGAACUUCACCUUCCAAACGGAGGUCAACCGUAUGAUGAAGCUCAUCAUCAACUCCCUCUACAGGAACAAGGAGAUAUUCCUGCGCGAGCUGAUCUCGAACGGGUCGGACGCGCUGGACAAGAUCCGGCUGCUGUCGCUGACGGAACGCGACGUGCUGGACUCGAACCCGGAUCUGAGCAUCCGCAUCAAAGCGGAGCCGGACAAGCGGCUGCUGCACAUCACCGACUCCGGCGUGGGCAUGACGCGCCACGAGCUCGUGAACAACCUGGGCACCAUCGCCAAGUCUGGCACCGCAGACUUCCUCUCCAGGAUGCAGGACUCGGAAAAGACGAACUCGCAGGAGAUGAACGACAUGAUCGGUCAGUUCGGCGUCGGCUUCUACUCGGCGUUCCUGGUCGCCGACAAAGUGACGGUCGUGUCCAAACACAACAACGACACGCAGCACGUCUGGGAGUCAGACGCCAGCGCCUUCAGCGUCGCCCCCGACCCGCGCGGCGACACGCUGCGUCGCGGCACCCACAUCACGCUGCACAUGAAGGAGGAGGCGGCCGACUACCUGCAGCCGGACACCAUCCGCGCCCUCGUCAAGAAGUACUCGCAGUUCAUCAACUUCCCCAUCUACCUGUGGGCGUCGCGCACCGAGACCGUGCAGGAGACCGACACCGACACCGACAAGCCCGAGACCGACGCCGAUGAUGACGCACAGGUGGAGGACGCGGCGGAGGAGAAGAGCGAGCCGAAGAAGACGGAGAAGACGGUGUGGGCGUGGGAGCUGAUGAACGACAACAAGCCCAUCUGGACGCGCAAGCCCAGCGAGGUGGCCGACGAGGAGUACGCGCAGUUCUACCGCAGCCUCACCAAGGACUCGGCCGCGCCGCUCGCCAAGGCGCACUUCGUGGCGGAGGGCGAGGUGACGUUCCGCGCGCUGCUGUACGUCCCCCGAGUGCAGCCCGCGGACAGCUUCAACCGCUACGGCACCAAGACUGACCACAUCAAGUUGUAUGUGCGCCGCGUCUUCAUCACCGACGAGUUCAACGACCUCAUGCCCAACUACCUCGCCUUCAUACAGGGCAUCGUGGACUCGGACGACCUGCCGCUGAACGUGAGCCGCGAGACGCUGCAGCAGCACAAGCUCAUCAAGAUCAUCAAGAAGAAGCUGGUCCGCAAGGCGCUCGACAUGCUCAAGAAGAUCCCCGACGACGAGUACGAGCACUUCUGGAAGGAGUACUCCACCAACAUCAAGCUGGGCGUGAUGGAGGACCCCAGCAACAGGUCGCGGCUGGCCAAGCUGCUGCGCUUCCACUCGUCUCGCGGCGCGGAGAUGACGUUCCUGUCGGAGUACGUGGAGCGCAUGAAGCCGCAGCAGAGCCACAUCUACUACAUCGCGGGCUCCAGCCGCGCCGAGGUGGAGCGCUCGCCCUUCGCCGAGCGCCUCGUGCGCGCCGGCUACGAGGUCCUCUACCUCACCGAGGCCGUCGACGAGUACUGCCUCUCCUCGCUGCCGGAGUACGACGGCCACAAGUUCCAGAACAUCGCCAAGGAGAUCUUCGACCUGGAUGAGAACGAGAGGCAGCAGUCCGCGCACGAGGCGGCGCGCACUCGCCUGGAGCCGCUCACUCGCUGGCUGGGAGACAAGCUCGGCGCCUGGAUCACUCGCGCCGCGGUCUCCCGCCGCCUGGCGCGCUCCCCCGCAGCGCUCGUCGCCACCGUCUUCGGCUGGACCGGCAACAUGGAGCGCCUCGCGCUCUCCAACGCCCACCAGAAGGCGGACGACGCGCAGCGCAAGCACCACCUGUCGCAGAAGAAGAUGCUGGAGAUCAACCCGCGACACCCCGUCAUCCUGGAGCUGCUGCGGCGCGUGCAGGAGGACCCCGAGGAGCCGGCGUUGCUGCGCGCCGCUCACACGCUGUACCGCACUGCUGCGCUGCGCUCCGGGUACAUGCUGCAGGAGGGACAGGCCGUGGAGUUCGCGGAGACCGUGGAGACCAUGCUGCAGACCUCCCUCGGCCUGCCGCCUGACGCCGCGCCGGAGGAGGAGGACUUCGACGUCGACGCCGACGCCGACGCCGCGGAGGCCGAGCCCGCGGACGAGCACGACGAGCUGUAGUCGCCUCGCGCAUUCCUUCUUUAGUUAAUUAAAUAAUGAUGUUAGCGGCGGCUCGCUCUAGCGUUCAGUUACAGCGGAGCUCCGUAAAGACUGUCGUUUUUUAUAUUUGUUGUAAGUUCACGCGUACCGACUUAUUUAGUGUAAAUAAAUAU
Messenger RNA from Papilio machaon (common yellow swallowtail), 2647 nucleotides. RefSeq names its product endoplasmin (gene Gp93). The transcript has 11 exons. The record is from RefSeq and is a predicted model, not a curated record. Gene Ontology annotation, molecular function: ATP hydrolysis activity; ATP binding; ATP-dependent protein folding chaperone. NCBI's taxonomy places the organism in Eukaryota, Metazoa, Arthropoda, Insecta, Lepidoptera, Papilionidae. Gene Ontology annotation, biological process: protein folding. Bases 168 to 2495 code for a protein of 775 amino acids.